This is a messenger RNA of Dunckerocampus dactyliophorus (ringed pipefish), 4586 nucleotides long. RefSeq names its product ADAMTS-like 2 (gene adamtsl2). Bases 1248 to 4052 code for a protein of 934 amino acids. The transcript has 18 exons. Gene Ontology annotation, biological process: extracellular matrix organization. The record is from RefSeq and is a predicted model, not a curated record. Gene Ontology annotation, cellular component: extracellular matrix. Lineage: Eukaryota; Metazoa; Chordata; Actinopteri; Syngnathiformes; Syngnathidae.
UGUUUACUUAAGUCUUCCAUAGCAGAAUGGCCCGGCUGGCUGGGAGCAGAACUGGGGAGACAGAUCCAAUGUGUGUGUGUGUGUGUGUGUGUGUGUGUGUGUGUGUGUGUGAGGACAUUGCAAUGAAGGAGAAGGCAGCAAAGCAAAGUGGACUCUGUGGUUCUGGUUCUCCCAGGAGAUUGUACUUGUCUCCAAGUGGAAGCUUUAGUUAGUGUUUCUGUCACACUUUUGAAACAUUAAAGUCUGUGUGCGUGCGUGUGUGUGUGUGUGUGUGUGUGUGUGCGCGCGUGCGAGCAUAAUGAAGUCCAGGUGCUGCUCUGCUUUAAGACACCUGUCACUAAUAUUUAGUGCCAGAGAAAACCAGACGAGCUCUUUGCUUAUUUUAACGAGGCUGACGAACCCAACCUGAGGACGUGUGUGUGUGUGUGUGUGUGUGUGUUUUGCCUGAGCCGGUGUCAGUUUUGGAUGAACACGUGCACGGUAACAGACACCUGUGUCCAUGAAGCCACUGAAGCACUGCCUAGCACCAGCAUGGAUCUGAUGCUGCAGUAUUUGGCUGCCACCAGCAGAGGCGCUGUUGACUCAGUCUCAGCUGGAAGCCCAGCAUUCCACCGGUGCGACACCGGCUUUGAGUGACGUCACUAUGCGUGACAGAGUGCAGAACCUGCUGUGGUUCUGUGGUGGAGGCUCACCGACGCCUGUCUGGACCGGAGACAAAGACCUCCCUGUGUCAGCUGCUUGGAAACUUACCUUCGUCCUUCCAGGAACCAACGGGGCCCUCACACGUUCUACACUCAUCAGCUGCAGUGUCUGGUUCUGGUGCCAGGUUCUGGUGCCAGUGUUGUUUUUCCCUGAGUUUGUUCUUGGCAAACCACAACAAUAAACAAUCAUGGCCGCUUAGGGUUUUGGACCCCAGACACAAGUUGGACCAAAACAUUUUAUUGCUGCCUGCAACGCAGAGCAGAAAACAGGAAACACCAGGCAGAGACAGGAACUAAUGCAAUAAGAGUCCAAUGGGAAUGAUUCUUCAUCGAAUGGCUGUGAGUCGGUGAAACUCGAGUCGUCAUCGAGUGGUGGAUACAGCUCAGGGAGGAAGGCGGAAGGAGAGUCUCAGAAGUGUUGGUGGAUUUCUUAUGAUGGAAAUGCUAGACUGCGUAUGUGGAAGAUGCUAGAAGGCGUGAGGGGUGUAGGGGGGGAUUCUGUAUGCUGUGUUGUAAAGGCACGUCUCCCUUUGUUGUGUGCUCAGGAUGAGGCUGGGCUCCUUGGAGACGGGCGUGGUCCUGCUGGGCCUCCUCACGCUGCUGGCGUCAGUGAGACUGUCCACCCCGGGACUGCAGGAGGAGGGCGUGGCCUCCAACAGUUUGGAGGAGGAGCUGCAGGUGACCACGUACUGGUGGGGGGAGUGGGCCAAGUGGACGGCCUGCACCCGCACCUGUGGGGGUGGAGUCAAGUCACAGGAGCGACACUGCCUCAAACAGAGAAAGAAAGUUGCUGCAGGGAAGGACAACAUGACGUGCACGGGAACCCCCAAGAGAUACCACCUGUGCAACGCCCAGGAAUGUCCCUCCAGUGGGAGGAGCUUCCGGGAGGAGCAGUGCUGGUCCUUCAACUCGCAGCUCUACAGUGGGCGGAGCUACCAGUGGAAACCGCUGUAUCCUGACGACUACGUGCACAUCUCCAGUAACCCCUGCGACCUUCACUGCAGCACCACCGACGGCCAGAGGCAGCUGAUGGUGGCGGCCCGCGACGGGACGUCCUGCAAGUACAGCAGCUACCACGGCGUCUGCGUGGACGGUAAGUGUGAGCCAAUCGGAUGUGACGGCGUGCUCUUCUCGCCCAACACGCUGGACAAGUGCGGGGUCUGCCGGGGCGACGGCAGCAGCUGCAGCAGAGUCACCGGAAACUUCCGCCGGGGUUCCACGACCCUGGGUUACUCCUUCAUCACGCAAAUCCCCGAAGGAUCGUGGGACAUCCAGAUCAUCGAGAGGAAGAAGUCAGCCGACGUUUUAGCUGUAACCGAUCAGGCCGGAAACUUCUUCUUCAACGGCGCCUAUAAGGUGGACAGUCCGCAGAACUUCCACGUGGCGGGCACCGUCUUCAAGUACCGCCGCCCCAUGGACGUUUACGAGACCGGCAUCGAGUACAUCGUGGCCAAAGGACCCAUCGACCAGGCCAUCAACAUCCUGGUCUGGAACCAGAACGGUCGCACGCCAUACAUUGUGUACGAGUACACCGUCCUACGAGACUCCCUCCCGCCCGUCCCGCCUCCUCCCGUCUACACCGGGUCGGACACCUCGGCCGGGGAGGUGUCUGUGGAAGUGGGGGGCCCACUGGCCCCCAACAGCAGCCGCUACGAGCAGGAGCCCCCUAGCGGGCCAUUGGAGACGGGGGUGGGCAUGGGACGAAAGGGCCAGGAGACAAAUGAGGUCUACGAGGAGACGGCGGCCAUCGACUGUGACCGGGACGGAGCAGCCGACCCGACGUUGUCAGAGGGAAACAGCAGCCACACAGGAAGUACCACCAACCCCGUCCCCAUUGGCGGGCCCCUGAAUCCCAAAGCGGACUCCCCGAACCUCAUCUGGAGGGUCCUGCUGGAAGGCCGACUCGGCCCGGAUGAUCUGCUCAUCAACAUUUCCAGCAAUCAGCUGCUGACCGAAGAAGACGGCUUCUUGUCAGCCGAGGUGGACUCCGGCAGUCUGGAGCAAGACGGACACUUCGGGCUGAAUCACACCAUGGAGUUCACGCUGGGUCGCAAACGCAACGACAGCGGGGACGGGUUCUACCAGAACAAGACGGUGCAGAGGAGCAGCGGCCGCUUCAACAGAACCAGGGGGAAUCCCAGGCUCUACCAGAAGAACCUGAAGCUGAGUCCGGCAGAUAUGUACCGUUGGAAACUUUCCUCCCAGGAACCCUGCAGCAUGACCUGCUCCAUUGGUGUGUCCAAGUCUUUCGUCACGUGCGUCCGUUACGACGGCGUGGAGGUGCACGACAUGUACUGUGACGCUCUGACCCGACCAGAACCGGUCCACGACUUCUGCAUAGGACGGGAAUGUCAGCCCAGGUGGGAGGCCAGCAGCUGGAGCGAGUGCUCACGGACCUGCGGGGAAGGCUUCCAGUUCCGGCAGGUCCGCUGCUGGAAGAUGCUGUCGCCGGGCCUGGACAGCUCCGUCUACAGUGACCUCUGUACCAUGGCCGACCUGGAGAGACCCGUGGAGAGGCGGGCGUGCAAGAGCCCCGCCUGCGGCCCGCAGUGGGAGGUGGCUGAGUGGACGGAGUGUUCUGCUAAAUGUGGCCGAAGAGAUCAGGUGACCCGCGAUGUCCGCUGCUCCGACGAAAACAGACCAUGUGACCCAAUGACCAAACCACUGAAUGUCAAGAACUGCACGGGUCCGCCCUGCGAACGCCACUGGACCGUGUCGGAGUGGGGGCCUUGCUCGGGGUCGUGCGCCCAGGGGAGGAUGGUGCGUCACGUGUACUGUAAGGCUCCGGAGGGUCGCGUGGUGCCUGAGGACCAGUGCUCUGUGGACGAGAAGCCGUUGGCCAUACACCCGUGCGGCGAGAGGGACUGCGCCCCCCACUGGCUGAGUCAGGACUGGGACAAGUGCAACACCACGUGCGGCCGCGGUGUCAAGCGGAGGAUGGUCCAAUGUGUCGGCAUCGGCGCUGGCAAGUUCCAGAUCUUUGAUGACGAGGCGUGCGACGCCGGCGAGAAGCCUGAGGACGAAAACACCUGCUUUGAGCGGCCUUGCUUCAAGUGGUACACCACGCCCUGGUCCGAGUGCACAAAGACGUGCGGCGUGGGCGUGAGGAUGCGCGACGUCAAGUGCUACCAGGAGCGUGAGCUGGUCCGAGGCUGCGACCCGCUCACCAAGCCCGUGUCCAAACAGACGUGCAGUCUUCAGCCGUGCCCCACAGAGCCGCCAGACGAGAGCUGCCAGGACCGGCCCACCACCAACUGUCUGCUGGCGCUGAAGGUCAACCUGUGCAGUCACUGGUACUACAGCAAGGCCUGCUGCCACUCCUGCCGUGCCCUGCGACCUCCCCCAUCCUAGUCCAUCACCCCCCCACACCACUCCGACUCGUGAGGCGGUACCAACUCUUUCAUCAGGUAGCCCGAGUGGAACGUUUACAUUGUCUAAGACGACUAAAAGUAUGAGCGCCGUCGUCGGGGCGACCCCCAGACACUGACGUCCUUGCAAUGUACCACCUUCACAUCAACAGCAGACAAACAUUGAACUGUCUUGUCCCCCAAACCCUCACAACAGGCCUCCUGCUGGGGAUGACGAUGAUGAUCAUGAUGAAGAAUGAGGAAGUCUGACAUUCAAAUAUUAUUUAAUGACGACAGGAAGUGAAAUGUGCACGGAAGCGUAUUUAUUAGUCACAGCACAUUUUGCAUGUAUCGCGACCUCCCGAUGCGCCUUCAUCGGGCCAAACGACGGCUGACAGAGGAGACCAUGAUGAUUCCUGACACUUGAAAUGUAUUCAUACGCGUGCGUAUACGUCGCGCGUUGACCUUUGGCGUGUACUGUCUUUUAUAUAACUGAUACCUCUUUGUACAAAACACAGUGCCGAUAAUAAAGACAACA